AUGAAGCCUGGUAGCAGAAAACUCCGGGGACCAGUUCUUGUUUUGACAUUGGCACACAAAAUGUGCGCUGUCUUCGCAUCGGUCUACUGGGACGAAUACGAGACGUGCCAUAAUGACUUCGACUAUGGCAACUCCACAUUGGUAUGCGAUCCAACUCAUCGGUUGGCGAAUACGACAACGUCCAAACUAACCGACAUGCUAUGGAGGUUGCAGUCGCGAAUAGGAUGCGAAUGUGUAGAUGGAUGUCGCCGAGAUAAUGGACGGGAUGAGUUCAUCGGAUUACUUCACGUAACUAGCAGCAAAAAUACAGAUGACCUAAAAACUGAUAUGCAACGAGAGUAUGCAGAUGCGAAAUUGGGUAAUGCAAGCUGCGAUCAUGGUUUGCUACUUGUCUACCUCAAAGAUACACAAAAGGUAUGA
Messenger RNA from Cylicostephanus goldi, 420 nucleotides. NCBI's taxonomy places the organism in Eukaryota, Metazoa, Nematoda, Chromadorea, Rhabditida, Strongylidae. The record is from the annotation of a GenBank genome assembly.